AUGGAGGACUUAACCGACGCACUGAUGGGUACAAUCAAGAAGAACAACCUGUAUCUUAAGAGUGGAGUGGCUGACGAGAUGUGGAAGUGUGUCUUGGAGCGACAGCCGGAGCCUGGCGUCGAUGGGGAGGCUACAUGUACCGUUAAACACUCGGAACCCUACGGGGCCAUGUCACCGGAUAUUGUCAAGCACUUUUCAGGCAACCCCAAGUUUUCCAAAUAUUUCACCUAUGAUUACCCGACGAAGCGCAUGGCGUUACGGGCUGAGUACUGCCGCGAAACCGCGGGUUUCACCGAUGCGAUGACCCAGAUCAUGACCGUGAUGAGGAGUCUCCGUCGUCCUGGGCCGUUCGGCAGCCUUCGUGCCUGUGAGGAUAUCAGAAUGGCGAACGGCGUUUCGCAGGAGGAGUACACACUGCCUGUCAUCCUCGCCUCUAUGCUUGGCGUUGUCACGGAGGAGGUCGGAAUGAACGUGUAUUCCGAGACAGAUGAUGGCAAAAUUAUGAUUCGCGUAAAUCCGGUGCCCAUUUUCUCUGUCGAGCCCGAUCCCGAGCUCGAUGCCGAGAUCGGUCCCGAGGCCGAUUUCUUCGAUGACUUGGCCGAGUCAGGGGUUUGUUGCCCGCACCUCACAACCGUUUCUUUUGGAAACUUUACCCAUAACCGCGAUUUACGAAUUGACCGACCAGUCUUUGGUAUCGCCCGGGUAUUCCAUUUGAAGGGGAACGGGAACAUCCCCAACGACAAGGGCGACGGCUUUGAGUGGAUGACGCUGGAGGAAGUACGGACUGCGUUGGUAGCAAGGGAAUUUACCCCAGCUGCCGAAUUGGUUAUGCUCGAUUUCCUUCAUCGUCACGAUAUGCUCGGCAUCUCGAUGUCUGACGAACAGAAGAAGGUCAUGGAGGACGCUUUGCACCCGUUGAAGGAUAUGCAGCAAGCGUUUGCAGGUGCCUUCCCGGAUGUUUCGAUGAUUGGGAACGGGUCGAACUCCUAG
Chaetomium globosum CBS 148.51 is the source of this 990-nucleotide messenger RNA. RefSeq lists its product as uncharacterized. NCBI's taxonomy places the organism in Eukaryota, Fungi, Ascomycota, Sordariomycetes, Sordariales, Chaetomiaceae. The transcript has 2 exons. The record is from RefSeq and is a predicted model, not a curated record. The coding region runs from base 1 to 990 and encodes 329 amino acids.